CCACAUAACUUUCCAUUGGUAGAUAUCCCGCGUCUUAUCUCUCGGUUACCACCAAACACAAGGACCUGCUGCACGAACUUCGAAACAGAAAACCAUCAAGCUACACAGGGGAUGGCCGCUUCAUCAUCUCCCACCGUUACACUCUACAUUUCCCAGCAAAGUCUCUCGCUUCCAACGCCAGGAAACAGAGUUUUUUUCACAAACUACACUACCAGUUUCGAAUCCAAACCACGCAGAUUCUGUAUCAGAAACUCCACCAACGAUGCUUCGGUUGAGACAACCACCACAGACACAGAUUCAGAAAGCUCCAUUGAAGCUCCAAAAGGACCUCCUUCCUUGAUUUCUGCUCUCAAUGUCGAAAGGGCUCUUCGUGGCAUACCAAUCACAGAUGUAGAUCAUUAUGGAAGGCUUGGAGUUGCAAGAGGAUCCUCAUAUGAUCAGGUUACAAAAGCAUACCAAGCGAAGGUGGAAGAACUUAUAAAUCAGGGUUUGGAUGAAGAAGAACUUAGAAGCAAACAGGAUCUUCUAAAAGAAUCAUUCACAAUUCUGUCAACCCCGGAAGAGCGAAGAUUAUAUGACUGGAGUCUAGCCAGAAGCGAGAAACCAGAACGAUAUGUUUGGCCUUUUGAGGUUGACAAAACAAAACCCCCUACCGAGCCUCCCCCUCCACAGGAACCCGAGGACGUGGGACCAACAAGAUUCGUUGGAUACUUCCUGCUGGGAUGGCUCAUACUGUCCAUUGCAUUGUCUAUAGCCCUUGCCCGAUAAAUUAUGAUUGUUUCAACCUCUUUAUUAAGCAAUUAGAGCCAAAAAUUUCCAACUUUUCAGUAUUAAUGAAAAGUGCGUAAUAGAAAAAUAAAAAUACUAUUUUAAAAUGA
Molecule: messenger RNA, 878 nt
Organism: Ziziphus jujuba (common jujube)
Lineage: Eukaryota; Viridiplantae; Streptophyta; Magnoliopsida; Rosales; Rhamnaceae
Product: NAD(P)H-quinone oxidoreductase subunit U, chloroplastic
Exons: 5
Coding region: 112-768 (218 amino acids)
Cellular component (GO): NAD(P)H dehydrogenase complex (plastoquinone); chloroplast; chloroplast thylakoid membrane
Source: RefSeq, a predicted model, not a curated record